AUGGAGCUUGCAAGGGAGGUUGAAAAAUACUUGGCCUCUAGGAAGGUGGCAAAGAAGGCAAUUAAGAAGGUCUUAAAGGGCAUGCAAACUAAGUUGAACUCUAAGAAAAAUGAAGAUCUAGCCAUUGUUAACUUGUUAAAAGAGCUAGAGUCUGGAACUAUCUUGGUUUUUGAAUCACUCUUGACCUUCAUAUCUGGAUCAAAUUUACAAUCAAAAUCAAGCGGCUGGUUUGUAGUUUCCAAGCUGGUGCACCCCAAGAGAAUAGCAUGUGAGGGUGAAGAAACAGAUGGAAAUGACUUUGAGAAGGUAGAUGCGGCAUUACAAUCUCUUGUUAGUCACAAGACAAGCAAAUGUGAUUACUCCAUCGAUGUUCAGAAUGUGCAGGACUGGAUGGGGAAAUUGGAGUCAAGCAUUCAAGAUGUUGAAGAGGUGCUUGAAUGUUUGUCAAGGCGUCUAGUGAAGACCCGAGUUUCCUUUCUCAAUAUCCUCAACCAUUAG
This is a messenger RNA of Quercus lobata, 498 nucleotides long. RefSeq lists its product as uncharacterized. The coding region runs from base 1 to 498 and encodes 165 amino acids. The transcript has a single exon. The record is from RefSeq and is a predicted model, not a curated record. Gene Ontology annotation, biological process: shoot system development; root development. NCBI's taxonomy places the organism in Eukaryota, Viridiplantae, Streptophyta, Magnoliopsida, Fagales, Fagaceae.